Molecule: messenger RNA, 940 nt
Organism: Apodemus sylvaticus (European woodmouse)
Lineage: Eukaryota; Metazoa; Chordata; Mammalia; Rodentia; Muridae
Gene: Rln3
Product: relaxin 3
Exons: 2
Coding region: 40-465 (141 amino acids)
Cellular component (GO): extracellular region
Molecular function (GO): hormone activity
Source: RefSeq, a predicted model, not a curated record
CAGACAGAGCCACUUGGGCCGCAGGCAUCUCAGCUGAUCAUGGCAACGUGCGGGCUGCUGCUGCUGGCUUCCUGGGCUCUCCUGGGGGCUCUGGGGCUGCAGGCCGAGGCAAGGCCAGCGCCCUACGGGGUGAAGCUCUGCGGUCGGGAGUUCAUCCGCGCUGUCAUCUUCACUUGCGGGGGCUCGCGAUGGCGCCGAGCAGACAUCUUGGCCCACGACUCUCUGGGGGACUUCUUCACUGACGGAGAAACCAACACAGACCACCUGGCCAGCGAACUGGAUGAAACCGUGGGCUCCAGCGAGUGGCUGGCCCUGACCAAAUCCCCCCAGGCUUUCUAUGGUGGUCGAUCCAGCUGGCAAGGGUCUCCUGGAGUGGUUCGGGGCAGCAGGGACGUGCUGGCCGGUCUUUCCAGCAGCUGCUGCGAGUGGGGCUGUAGCAAGAGCCAAAUUAGCAGCCUGUGCUAGGAUCAGGGCUGAGCGCUGGGGAAACGGGCGGUGCCAGCAACCCGCUGACAGCUGUGUGAUGUUCAUGAGCAUUCCUACAGGCAAGGCACCGAGGGGUCCACGGUCGCCUUACAGACCCUCUCCCGAGACGCACACACUUCGUGCCAACCUUUCCCCACCUUGCUGCCGGCCACUCCUUUAUCCAGCCAAACAGAAACUUGGUUUGAUGGCAUGGCUGAGUUCUUCCCCGCUCCAUCCUCAUCCCCAGCAGCCGGGCAGCAACAAGAUGCCCAUCUACCCAAAUUGGCUACACCAAGCCCCCCCUCCGCCCCCGCCCUCUCUCCCGCCUUAACUGCCGCCACUGUCUCUGGCCGACCUGCCCCCUGUUCCUCUCCCUUCAGUCCCCAAACCAGAGCAGUCUGUUGCAGACCCCAGGACUGAGGGCGUCAGCUCCCCAGUACUCAAACUUCCCCACCACACAAAAUAAAGGUUCAGU